This is a messenger RNA of Nycticebus coucang (slow loris), 514 nucleotides long. Its product is annotated as histone H2B type 1-C/E/F/G/I-like. Gene Ontology annotation, molecular function: protein heterodimerization activity; DNA binding; structural constituent of chromatin. Gene Ontology annotation, cellular component: nucleosome. The record is from RefSeq and is a predicted model, not a curated record. Bases 2 to 406 code for a protein of 134 amino acids. The transcript has 2 exons. Lineage: Eukaryota; Metazoa; Chordata; Mammalia; Primates; Lorisidae.
CAUGCCUGAGCCAGCUAAGUCAGCUCCGGCCCCUAAGAAGGGCUCCAAGAAGGCAGUGACUAAAGCCCAGAAGAAAGAUGGCAAGAAGCGAAAGCGCAGUCGCAAGGAGAGCUACUCUGUAUACGUGUACAAGGUGCUGAAGCAGGUCCAUCCCGACACCGGCAUCUCUUCCAAGGCCAUGGGCAUCAUGAAUUCAUUCGUUAACGACAUCUUUGAGCGAAUUGCGGGUGAGGCCUCCCGUUUGGCGCAUUACAAUAAGCGAUCGACCAUCACUUCCAGGGAGAUUCAGACCGCCGUACGCCUGCUGCUGCCCGGAGAAUUGGCCAAGCACGCGGUGUCCGAGGGUACCAAGGCAGUCACCAAGUAUACCAGCUCGAAAUCAGAAAAUGAGAAUUCGGAGAGGUAGAGUAAAUUGUCUGGAAUUGCAUAGUGUUAAAAUUGUCAGAAUCAAAAUGCAGUUACUAAUGUUUAGAAAACCCCAGCUGGAUAGCCUGGGGACAGAAGCAUAUGGAAG